UCGGCACUGAAGAGAGGUGGCCACGUUCUUGUUCAUGGAUACCGUUAUACGAGAGAGGUUCUGUGUUCAUCUUUACGCCAGUGUAUAAGGUCGUUGAUCUAACCGAAACAAGUAGAUUCCGUGUUGUUUAUACCGCCGUCGUCACAAGUUACCAUCCGACAGCAUUUAGCGGUAUAAAAGAUAUUUGAAUAAUAGUUCCAACUGAUGUCACAAUAAAACCACAAUCAAAGUUGCGAUAGCAUGCGCUACCAUGAGUGGUGUAGAAGCCAUACCAGUCGGAGCUUUAGCGGGGGCCGCGUCCAACGUAGCCUGGUUCCUUCCCGUACUAGUGGCGGCAAUAGCUUACUUCCACUAUGAAGUCAACGAUCCCGAGUCCAGAAUCAUCGAUCAGCCGGGAGAACUGCUGCUGGAAGAGUACGACUUCAUCAUAGUCGGCGCCGGUUCAGCGGGCGCCGUACUAGCUAACAGAUUGACCGAAGUCGAAGAUUGGAACGUACUGUUGAUAGAAGCCGGCGGAGAUGAAACCGAGCUGUCCGACGUGCCUCUGUUGGCCGCUUACUUACAACUCAGUCAGCUCGACUGGCAGUAUAAGGCCGAACCCCAGGACACUGCAUGCUUAGCAAUGCAAAAUAAACGCUGUAACUGGCCUAGGGGUAAAGUCCUGGGUGGUUCUAGUGUGCUGAACUACAUGAUGUACGUUCGUGGCAACCGAAUGGACUAUGACAAUUGGCUGAACCAAGGCAACCCUGGAUGGGGUUACGACGACGUGUUGUACUACUUUAAAAAAUCAGAGGACAACCGAAACCCGUACUUGGCACGCACUCCAUACCACUCAAUCGGAGGAUACCUGACUGUUUCCGAGGCACCGUACAAGACACCACUGUCCGAUGCGUUUGUCGAAGCCGGCCUUGAGAUGGGCUAUGACAUACGAGACAUUAAUGGCGAGCGUCAAACGGGUUUCAUGAUACCUCAAGGCACUAUCAGAAGGGGAGCGCGCUGCAGCACAGCCAAAGCUUUCUUGAGACCUGCUCGACUCAGAAAGAACCUGCACGUGUCAAUCAAUUCACAAGCUACCCGUGUAGCUAUCAAUCCGGACACGAAAAUUGCUUACGGCGUCGAACUGGUCAAAGACAAGACUCGGUACUUUGUCAGGGCGACUAAAGAGGUGAUACUUUCGGCCGGAUCGAUAAGCUCUGCUCAUUUACUGAUGCUCUCCGGAGUCGGCCCUAAAGAUCAAUUAAUGAAAUUCGGUAUACCCGUUCUGGCCGAUUUAAACGUCGGCAAAAACCUUCAAGAUCACAUCGGGUUAGGAGGACUAGCGUUUGUGAUCAACCAGCAUGUCUCGUUGAUCCAAGAAAGAGUGGAAAACGUCCAGACCGUCUUGAACUAUGCGACGAUGGGCGACGGACCUCUGACGGUCAUGGGCGGUGUCGAAGGGUUGGCCUUUAUCAACACCAAGUUCAACAACAAAUCGUUUGACCAACCGGACAUUGAAUUGCACUUUGUGUCCGGUUCCACUAAUUCUGACGGUGGUGUUCAAUUGUGGAAAGCUCACGGUCUUAGAGAAGAUUUCUACAAAUCUGUGUACGAGCCCAUUAACAACAAAGACGUUUGGUCCGCCAUUCCUAUGUUGUUGAGGCCGAAAAGUCGAGGUGAGAUUUUGCUGAGGAGUAAAAAUCCUUUCGACUAUCCGAGGAUCCUGCCCAACUACUUGACGGAACGGGACGACGUCGACAGGCUGGUCGAGGGAGUGAAGUUUGUGGUGGCCAUGAGCCACACCACGGCUUUCCAAAAAUACGGCAGCCGCCUUCACAACAUACCGUUUCCGGGUUGCGUGGGCGUUCCGAUUCACACGGAUUCCUAUUGGGAGUGCAUGGUCCGGCAUUACACGGUGACCAUUUACCAUCCGGUGGGCACCGCCAAGAUGGGGCCGAAAUGGGACAGGACCGCCGUCGUAGACCCUAAGCUCAGAGUGUACGGGAUAAAAGGUCUCAGAGUAGCUGACGGAUCGAUCAUGCCCACGUUGGUCAGCGCCAACACGAACGCGCCAAUCAUCAUGAUAGCCGAAAAAGCAGCGGACAUGAUCAAAGAACAGUGGUUAAACUAAAAGUGAAAAAAAAAAAAACCACUGAACUCGAUAUAAUAUCGAAAGCGUAUUCAGAUUGAAAAAUGUCCCCAGCCGGGAGGCGGCCAUUUUGUGCACAAAUUUCGUAGAAAGUAAAAAUGUUACGUCACUUUUCCAUGAUACAAUGUUGGGUUAGGUGAUGAUAAUCUUAUAAUGAUAACUCCGUCAUAUAUUGUUUGAUAAAUCGUAGAAAAAAAACAAUAAAUGUCAUGGACAAAACAAUGACUGUCCACAAAAUGGCAGCCGAAUAUAUGUAGGAAAUACGCGUUCCAUAUUAUAUUGUGUUCGGUGAAAAAACACAUAACACUUGUUUGUUCUUUAACCGCCGACAUUUUUGUGAUAUAAAGUAUUUAUUCUGUA
Messenger RNA from Adelges cooleyi (spruce gall adelgid), 2485 nucleotides. Its product is annotated as glucose dehydrogenase [FAD, quinone]-like. Gene Ontology annotation, molecular function: flavin adenine dinucleotide binding; oxidoreductase activity, acting on CH-OH group of donors. The transcript has 6 exons. The coding region runs from base 251 to 2107 and encodes 618 amino acids. The record is from RefSeq and is a predicted model, not a curated record. NCBI's taxonomy places the organism in Eukaryota, Metazoa, Arthropoda, Insecta, Hemiptera, Adelgidae.